This is a messenger RNA of Onthophagus taurus, 3052 nucleotides long. Its product is annotated as double-stranded RNA-binding protein Staufen homolog 2. Gene Ontology annotation, cellular component: neuron projection; cytoplasmic stress granule; plasma membrane. Gene Ontology annotation, molecular function: mRNA binding; double-stranded RNA binding. The record is from RefSeq and is a predicted model, not a curated record. NCBI's taxonomy places the organism in Eukaryota, Metazoa, Arthropoda, Insecta, Coleoptera, Scarabaeidae. Gene Ontology annotation, biological process: protein localization to synapse; intracellular mRNA localization; germ cell development.
CAGGCCGCAACCGAUUUAAACAUGGCCGCAUGUUAGACAAAAUUUUUCUUUCUUGUUUGCCAACGUAUUUAAAACGAUUUAGUAGUGGUGUUUGUUAGUUUAUUGGAUGUUCUAUUUAUUUCUGUAGUGCCCCGUAUUGUAAAUUAAUAGUAAAAAAUUGUAGAAAAUGAUGAGGCAUCCAGAACAUCAUCAACUACCGCCUACAAUGCAAAGAAAUAAUAGAAUGAACGUCCAACAAAUGACGCAGCCUGCACAGAGAAUGCUGAUGACUGUACCUGGAUCUCCUCAUUCCAGUGUGCUCGUGUCCAUGCCUGGACCUGGACCAACGUUAAUUACAACUACCAUUGCUCCGAUACCACAACAUCCCCAACAACCAUCCAAAACAAAUUCCGUUCCAGUAUAUUACGAUCAACGUACGACUCAUUCUCAUAACAUGAGUUCCGAUGAUCAACAACAAUCGCAGCAGCAGCAAUCGCCGCAACAAUCUCAACAGACGCAACACACUCAGCAUGCACACCAGACGCAGCACCGCCAAUCGGAGAACCCCGUAGACCCACAGCAGCAACAGAACCCGCCAUCAAACACUACUACUUCUUCAGCGUUGCCCAUUUUGGCAAACAUAAAAGAGAAAACCCCCAUGUGCUUAGUGAACGAGCUCGCUCGGUACAACAAGAUCCAGCAUCAGUAUCGGCUGACGGGCGAGCAGGGGCCCGCACACAAGAAGAUAUUCACGGUAACGCUGAAACUCGACAACGAGGAGUACGAAGCGGAAGGACCCAGUAUCAAGAAAGCACAACAUUCGGCCGCCGCCCAAGCUCUCGCCAAAACGCAGCUGAAGCAUCCGCCACCCAAAACGGCUCGGAACAACCGUCAGGGCGUACGAGUGACCUCUACUGGAAUGGUAACGCCAACCGUCGAAUUAAAUGCUCUCGCGAUGAAACGGGGCGAACGGACCGUUUACGUUGUUGAAAAUGGUCCGGGACAUCAUCAACAGACUUAUGUACCUCAACCAACGGGAUACUAUCCGAGACACGGAUUAUACAGUCCGCAAGGACAACCCAGGUACAAUUGCGAUAUGAGGCGUAACCAUCCCAUGAGAGGACAUUAUAAUUCCUACGACAACAGGUAUUACAAUCAAAUACGGCCACCGUUUCAACAACACGGGAACGCCGAAAUUUGUUCUGUUCUUUUACGAAUCGCUGAUAGGGAAUAUUCCGGGACCGGUUUGACAGUACAAGCUGCGCGGCACGACGCUGCGUCGAAAGCGAUCGAAGAUAUCAAAAGAUUAAACGCGGAAGAGGGUCGAGAUAGUGAAGGUGAAGGUAGCACUAUUGAGCAAACGAUUGAAAACGGCGAAACAGACGUAAACGCGGAUUUAAAGUCACCGAUAUCGCUAGUUCACGAAAUUGCGUUAAAACGGCAUCUCAGCGUCGCUUUUGAGGUGCUGAGCGAAAAGGGCCCGCCACACAUGAAGGUCUUUAUAACGCAAUGUAAAAUCGGUGACAUCGUCGUUGAAGGUGAAGGUAACGGAAAGAAAAAAUCGAAAAAGCGCGCCGCGGAAAAAAUGCUUGAAAAAUUAGCCAAAUUUCCACCUUUACCUUCAACAUCCACUUCGAAUAGUUUAAAAAAGAAACGGGUGACAAAUAAGAAAAAGACCCGAAAUUUGAUAAAACUUAAUUCGGAUAAAUCAUCCGAAUACGCCGAAGAAAUUAAUCCGAUUUCCCGUCUAAUUCAAAUACAACAAGCGAACAAAGAAAAAGAACCCGUUUACACGGUUAUCGAAGAACGUGGCGCUCCUCGUCGUCGAGAAUUUGUCAUUCAAGCUUCCGUGAAUGGCAUUUCUUGUAAUGGAAUUGGACCCAAUAAAAAAAUCGCCAAGCGAAGUGCUGCUCAAGCUCUACUCAAUGCACUCGGCUAUUCAAACGCUCCAAUGUCACCACCAAAACCAAACGUAAUCAACGGAAACGCAAAAGUCGAUAAAGAAGUGUCCACACCAGAAACGGCAGAAAAACCUCGCAAAGUAACGUUUAUGGAAGAAAAACCAGCAGAGGUGUCAUCGGGCGUUGUUGGAGGUAGCGGAGGUCGUCAGUUGGUACCUGGAUUAUUGCUUGUGGGCGAUCAAUCAAUAACGAUGCAAAAUAAAUCGAAAGAUUGCUCGCAAUCAACCGUUAAUGGAGCCACGACCGAGAAAAAAGCACCGAAACUUCCUCCAACACCUCCUCAAGGUGUUCGAUCGAAGGAUAAACUUCUCUAUUUAGCCCAGCUGAUGGAUAUUCAUGUACAAUUUUCCGAUUUUCCAAAAGCAAAUCAUGAACAGUAUUUAACACUUGUUUCUCUUAACACAAAUCCACCUCAGGUUUGUCACGGUGAAGGUCCAACAACGGAAGCAUCGCACGAAAAAGCGUCAUUGGAGGCAUUGAAUGUGCUGUCUGAACUGGGCCUGGACAACAUAGCGCCGUGUAAAGAACCGGUAGCCGAUACGUAAAUGGUCUACCUCGAGUAAUAAAAAAAGAGUUCGGAAAAAAAUUAAAAACAAAAAUUAAAAAAAAAAAAAGAACAAUGAUCAGUUUCGUUUUUUAUAUAUAUAAUCUAGUGGGUUGUAUUGAAUCCAUUGGAUGUAUUUAUAAAAAAAAAAAAUUUAUUUAUUGCUUGAGCACUAUUCCCGUACGCUUUUAAUGGGCAGAAAACGUAAUGUGGAAUGAUGUUGACGAAUUGAUUUUGAUGUACUAUACCGACUCGUCAUGAACACUAAGGAAUAAGAAAAAAAAAUCUAAUCUAUUAUAUUUAUCUUGAAUAUAAAGCUUAUAUUGAUAUCUUAGAGGAAGUUUAAUUCGUCGUUGCGUUAUUUUUCGAUGUAAGAACGAAAGAGAGUCCGGGUAUAAAAAGAAUAUAUAGUCGCAGUUUUCUGAGAUACCAAUAGUGAAUCUUUUUGUUUGGGAUAAUAGAGAGGGCGCAACGGGAAUCCAAUUAAAUUAUGAAUCAACUAAUACAAACAACGUGUGCAUGAUGAGUUCCCGAAUAACGUUGAGUUUUACCCGGCCAAAAAAAAAAA